Hibiscus syriacus is the source of this 1874-nucleotide messenger RNA. RefSeq names its product NAC domain-containing protein 62-like. Bases 190 to 1821 code for a protein of 543 amino acids. Gene Ontology annotation, molecular function: DNA binding. The transcript has 5 exons. Lineage: Eukaryota; Viridiplantae; Streptophyta; Magnoliopsida; Malvales; Malvaceae. Gene Ontology annotation, biological process: regulation of DNA-templated transcription. The record is from RefSeq and is a predicted model, not a curated record.
UUCUAUAUAUCCAUCGAAAGGCAAAAGUAAAGCAAGCUAUGGGCAAUGGAACCUCUUCAGCAAACCCUUAAUCAAAAUCUUUCAUAUCCGAUUCCUAAUUCCCUCUGAAUCUUCUCUCACUUUCACUUUUCCAACAACUUUUGGAGUUACCGAAAGAUCCCUUUUCUUUGGGUUUAAUAAAAGCUUAUCAUGGCUGUUAUUUCACUAAAUUCACUGCCCAUCGGAAUCCGAUUCCGACCAACUGACGAGGAGUUGAUCGAUUGUUACUUGCGGUCCAAGAUAAACGGAGAAAGGGACGAUGAGGUCAAAGUGAUUCGCGAAAUCGAUGUCUGUAAAUGCGAGCCAUGGGAUUUGCCUGAUUUGUCUGUUAUAAAGAGUCGGGACCCGGAGUGGUUCUUCUUUUGCCCGAUCGACCGGAAAUAUCCGAACGGAAAUAGACUCAACCGGGCUACCGGUGCUGGUUACUGGAAGGCUACGGGUAAGGAUCGGAAGAUAAAGUCCGGGUCUAGCUUGAUCGGCAUGAAGAAAACUCUGGUGUUUUACACCGGCCGGGCUCCCAAGGGAAAGCGCACCAAUUGGGUUAUGCACGAGUAUCGUACUACCCUCGAUGAGCUCGACGGCACGAAGCCCGGACAGAAUCCUUUUGUAAUUUGUCGUCUAUUCAAAAAACAAGACGAGACCAUCGAAGAUACUAGUGGCAACUUCGUUGAUCCCGGCACAUCGUCCCACACCGAGGACGUGCAAUCGGAGUUUGAUAUGCCUCGAGACAAGCCUGUGAUGGAAGUGAAAGCCGAAAAAGUUCCCGAUAGCAGUGAAACUUGUCUUGAAGGUUUAGAUAACAAAAUGAUGUACCAUUUAGGAGGUCAACUGGUAGAAAUGGCACCUGCAGAGGUGGAUGUACUUGGAGAAGCUUUGAAUCAUUUUUAUGAUCCGAUGAUGGAGCCACUGGAUUGGAAACUCUUUUCUCCGUUGCAUUCGCAGAUCGAAGCAGAGGGGGCUCCUUGGAUGUUAGAUCAUGUAGGGAACGAUUUCAGUGGGGUGGAGUUCGAGUAUGGCUCAAAUGAGAAUGAUGCCUAUAGUUCCCACUUCAUGCAUUCUACACCAAAAAUUUCAGAUGACUACUACAGCGGCGAUUGGGGCUGUCAAAAGAAUUCAAUUAUCGAAAGAGUGAUUCCCAACCCCCUGGCUUUUGGUAUGGAUGGUGGAUCAUAUUGCAAAUCCGAUCCUGAUGUGGUUCGAGUAAUGCACGGGACUAGCAAUGAUGACAGAGGAGUUCCUCUAGAGGUUAAAGCAACGGCACAUGAUAUUGAACUCUCUUGUGAUGGGGCAUUCUAUAAUGUGCUAAAUAGCAAUGGCGAAUCGAGCAAUCAUGUGAACGCAACAUGUAAUAUUGAUACUGCACCUAUAGCUGGAAUCAAGAUUCGAUCCCGCACUCGUCGAAGUCAACCAAACAUCGAGAACUCCGUUACACAGGGGACUGCAUCAAGAAGAUUUAAACUUCAAAUCCAUCCUCGCUCCGAAGAGAAGGAAGAUGAUCCGAAACCCAUUGUCACAAAGGACGUAAAAGAUGUUGUCGACAAUGCUCCUCGUGGGACCGUCAUGGUGGAUGAACCCGAGGAAAUAUCCAUUUCCGAGUCGAGCAGAAACAAUGUCUCAAGGUUAAAGAGCAAGAUCCCAGUUCAUGAAAAGGUUCCGUAUCGAUGGUUAAAGAGGUUUUCAGCUCGGCCGCGGCAGAAGUCAUUUAGCAUUAUUAUGUUUCUUGUUUUUGCUGUGAUGCUAGUCUUGUUUAUAGCUUUUGUUAGCACAUUGAAUGUGUUGUAAUUUGAUACCAUCUUUAUAUUAAAUUCUAGUUAUUAAACUAUUGAUCAUUCCAA